CUUUGACGGUCUCGGCGAGAGAAGAAGAAGGCUCCGAGAUCACCGAUUCAUUCGGAGAGCGGCGAAAAAAGGAGGAGACAAUUUACCGAGGAGGCAAAAGGACCAAUUCGCCAUUUGCCACGCUGCAUUCACUGUUGAGUGUUGUAGCGUCGUGUCAAGUGAUUCGUGUUCUCCUUUCCUUCACCAACAAGCGGAGCCUUGCAAUGCAUCGUCAACCCAGCUUACAAUGUAAUGGUUGACGAUCGCUGUGUUCAAUAGGUAGACGCCACGGCAUGGGUUGUGGCAAGCCAUGGCUUACAUCUGACGAUGGUGAUGAUGGUGCUGGGUGAGUAGCUUCCGUCGCCCUAUUCCCGGCAGGAUGUCCUCGGUUAGACGUACCGCUGGCCGACCUGCGUCUCGCGCUGCCCUGGAACGACGUAGAACAGUGGAAGAUGGCAUUGCUUCCAUCUCUGGUCUGAGGCCCACCGAUGCAUCCACUACUAGGCAGCCCCUCGGCCCAGUGCGGCAAAGGUCCGGAUCCCUGGGUAGCGGCCGCCUGGAGCGACCUGGCAGUGCACUCUCGAUGACCUCCGUGACCUCACAGGACCUACGCUCGCCUACCCCUGGCCCCAGCGCCCCGUCCGUCCGAAGCAGCAGUCGCAGCUCGGGAAAUACUGCUAAGUCCUUCAAAACUAAUUUCUGUGUCACUGUGCGGGUCAGGCCUGCUCUGCACCGAGAACUACAGUCCAAAGGAGUUGCUAAAUGUGUUGAAGUCGUCGACGAAAACAAUGCUCUUGUCAUUCGGAAGCCCAAGGAGCGAGGCGCAGGCGCUGCUCCGGCACUCCUGGAUGUGGAUGACUUUGGCGAGCGAUUGAGUGCCGCACCUGACCAGUUGAACGAUGUGCAUAGCUUUACUUAUGACCGUAUCUAUGGGAUGAGUUCUACCCAGGAGGAAGUAUACGCAGACUGUGCCCGAGACAUAGUACACUCUGUACUGAAAGGCUACAACGGCAGUAUCAUCGCGUACGGACAAACCAGCACGGGCAAGACUCACACGAUCGAAGGCGGCCAAGAUGCCGAGAAACGUGGGAUCAUACCGAGAUGCUGUGCUGAGAUCUUCAACUACAUUCAAAACCAAGCGUCGCAUUCAUCAAAGUUUCUCGUCCGAACAUCAUUCUUGGAGAUCUAUAAUGAACAUGUGAUGGACUUACUGGAGCCUGCACGUAGCAAUCUCAAAGUCCGUGAGACACCGUCUCGAGGCAUGUACGUGGAGGGACUCUCGGAGAAAGUUGUUCGAUCUCCGUCCGACGUCCUACUUCAGCUGCAGAAAGGCUCCAAUGUGAGAACGACACACAGCACACGGAUGAACAAGGUGAGCAGUCGCAGCCAUGCAGUCUUCACUAUGAUAGUAGAGCAAGCAAAGUCACUUGGAGCCGGCAAGGGGAAUGACGUAACUAUCGGGAAACUGCGCCUUGUGGACCUGGCUGGAUCAGAGAGAUUUGAAUCCGAUGCCAAAGGCAGGCACAUUGAGGAAACGAAGAAUAUCAACACAUCGCUGUACACGUUUGGUAAAGUUAUCCUGGAAUUGACCACACCGUCGUCCAAGUACAUUCCUUACCGUGACUCCAAGCUAACACGGAUUCUUCAGGACAGCUUGGGUGGCAACUGCAAGACGACCAUGAUCAGCACGAUCAGCCCAAUGACAACCAGCUACUCGGAGUCACUCAACACACUCAAGUUUGCACAAAGAGCAAAGCUUGUGAAGAACAUGGCCAGCGUCAACAAGGACACCGCUCACCAGGCCAUGAUCUCAAACUAUGAAAAGGAGAUACAGCGGCUACGCCAGGAGCUGGACAGCACGAAAUCUACGAACAUGGUUGACCGAGGUGAAGUCCUGCAGCUUGAGAAAGAGCACCAGCAGGCCCAAGAAGAGAAGGAUGCGGCUGUGCGUCGACUUAAGCAGCAACAGAAGGAGAUCAACCAGGCUGAGUCCGACAAACGUGCAUACUUGCAGAAGAUCUCAGACCUGGAACAACAGGUUCUUCAAGGUGGAACCAGCAUAGAGGAAACACCAGAGUUUCAAGAAGCAGUGCGAAAGGAGCACCAGAGGCUGCAAGUGGAGGCCCGGGAGAAGAUGAUGAAACUGGACCUGGAACGACGGAGGCUGGAGAAGGAGAAGGAAGAGUUUGAGCAGCAAAAGAAACUGUUGGCAACCCAGAACGUCAGGUCUGCACCAGAUGGCGGCAGGUCGGAUGAGGAAGACACAAUGGAGUCUGCCAGUGGACGCUGGCACUCAAAGUCCCGUUUUGCAAAGCCGUCCAUGCUUCGCAGCCCAUCACCAGAGAGUGUGCACAUGUAUCCAGCAGGUGGGCGCAUGGUAGUUGGUGCUUCAACUACAUCAUCAUCCAGUCUCCGUUCAACUGUGAGUGAUAUGCUAGAUGGUGGCCCGUCAAUGGACAGCCUUCGCUAUGACAGAUCUCAGGGUGCAUCUCUCAACUACACCACUCCACUGCAAGCUGAUCAGCAAUACCGGCACCAGAGCCGAAUGGUCAUGGGCAGUCCAGAGAUAUCCAAUUGGUUGUCGUCGACUGGAGGUGACCCUAAUUCUCAGGUUCAGUGGACUGCGGAGCUGCUUGAGUAUGCACAUGCACUGAGCCACCCAGCCACCGGUAUACCAACACAGAAUCACCCGCUUGGAGUACGCGUCUUUUCCAGUGAGAAUGCGACUCGCUGGUUUCUGACCAACAUGGAGGGAAUUCUAAACCUACCAGCUGCGCAGAGCGUUGGCCAGAGGCUCAUCAGCCUUGGGAUCAUUCACAGCAUUUCAGCCACGCCCGAGUUUACAGUGUCCGCGAGUGAGUUGUACUACUUUGCUGAGCAAGCUGAACAUCCACAAGUGCGAAGGCGGAGGGGCACUCUUCAGCCUUCCCGGGGCAUGCCUCAGCGCCCAAUACCACUGGACACAUCUGCCUCUAAUCUCAGCUUGAUCUCAACUACCAGUAGCAGAAGGUCAUUUGAUCGCCAGCCAUCUGCAUCCAGCCGGCGGAGUGCACACAGCUUUGCUGAAACGAUAGCAUCGUCCGGCAGCAAUGACUCCAAUGCAAGUCUGGAGCUGGUCUUUGAGGAGCUAAGGUGGUCUGACUAUGGCCGAUCUCCUAUUCACACGGCAGCAGCUCUGGGUGAUCGACCUGCCCUCACCAGACACAUCAAAGAGCUAUCAGCAAACAGUUUAGACUCAAGCAACCGAACACCGUUGAUGUAUGCUGCUGCUUCCAACCAAGUUAAGAUCAGUCAGCUAUUACUGCAUGCUCGAGCAGACCAGACCCUUGCAGCUGAUGACAAGAUGACACCGUUGCUUGUUGCAGCAAAGUUUGGCCACGACUCUGUUCUGAAAUACCUGCUAAAGCAUUACCGAGCCAGUAGUUUGGCCACUGAUAUGGAGGGAAAGACUGUACUACAUCACUGUGCAGUGCACUCCAACACUCGCUGCUUGGAGAGUGCCCUGGGCAACUCUCUUGUUCAGCGCUCCAUCAAUGAUCGGGACCAGAGCUUUCAAACACCGCUGCAUUGUGCAGUUGCUGCAGGGAAUGUGCGUAGCAUAUCUUCUCUAUUGACAGCAAAGGCUGAUCCUGGCAUUGGUGAUGACAGGGAGCUAACACCGCUGCACUAUGCAGUGAGGGGACAGCAGCAGGCUGGUGUGGAAGCAAUCCUGAAGCACUGGCAAGGCCACCUGGGUUUUGAAGACGUUGAUGGGCGGACACCGCUGCAGCUAGCUUGCAGCACGAAUGCAGAAAGCAUUGCUGCUUUGCUACUGGACUCCAAUCGGUGCAACGUGAAUCACCAGGAUAAAGCGAAGACAUCUGCACUCCACCUUGCCGUUCAGUGUGCCAAUAUUCCCCUAGUCCAGCUUCUUCUCUCAUAUGGUGCAAAGGUUGUGGUGCGGGACUACCGUGGUCGUAUUCCACUGCACUAUGCACAAGAACAGAGGAACUCUCAGAUGGUCGCGCUGCUGCAGAAGCCAGCCGCCGGUGAACAGAGAAAACGUCCUGCCUAGGAUUCAGGUUUCAAGCCAGCUUCUUGGCAUCCACAUGGCUUGUCUUAGCAGGUAGUGUGCCAGGCUGAUGAGUAAUUAUUGGUCCUGGAACUUGAAGACAAUGCAACGUCACAAGUAUGUCAAUUCUAUAGCAAUGUUGCGCAAACCUGCAUAGCGUUCGUUGAUCAUGAUGCAUGUUGCUGUAUAACACUGGUCAUUAGUACAUGACUGUAACUUUUCUCGGCUUGACUUGACUGACUUCGCCUUGAUGCCAACACACUUUUAAUAUUAUUUUAGCUUUCCAUAUAUUCUACAAUUCUCUGAAAUAGCCCUCCACAUCAUAACUAGCAUUCGACUCAGGACAAUUACACAGCCAAACCCCAGAGUUGCUGUCUCAGUUUAAUCCAGCAAUGAGACAAUGCUGAUGUUUUAUUUUAUUUUAUUGUAUCGUACAGCGCACUGCAUUUAGCGACAAUGAAUUGCUAGCCAGUUCUGCCUGCUCUAUUUCUAUUCUAAUGUCUAUGGCAUACAGUGCUAUGCACAUAGCCAUGGUGUCCCUGGAGUUUAUGCUGCCACUCAUGCACAUCUUAGCACUAAGGCUGCUCGGCUUCUUACAUCACAGUAUACCUUUUAGUGCCUGAAACAUUUUUGAUCUUUA
This is a messenger RNA of Sycon ciliatum, 4670 nucleotides long. RefSeq lists its product as uncharacterized. The transcript is spliced from 36 exons. Gene Ontology annotation, cellular component: microtubule. The record is from RefSeq and is a predicted model, not a curated record. Gene Ontology annotation, molecular function: ATP binding; microtubule binding; microtubule motor activity. The coding region runs from base 359 to 4033 and encodes 1224 amino acids. NCBI's taxonomy places the organism in Eukaryota, Metazoa, Porifera, Calcarea, Leucosolenida, Sycettidae. Gene Ontology annotation, biological process: intracellular signal transduction; mitotic cell cycle; microtubule-based movement.